Messenger RNA from Phoenix dactylifera (date palm), 1234 nucleotides. Lineage: Eukaryota; Viridiplantae; Streptophyta; Magnoliopsida; Arecales; Arecaceae. The record is from RefSeq and is a predicted model, not a curated record.
UAUAUAUAAUAUAUUUUGAAGUCGUUCAUAGUCGUUCAGUCUUCCCAAGACUAAACCAGGUUUGUGAAGUGAGGACAAGAAUUCAUGUGGACAAAUCUUCCCUUCGUUAUGUACGCGUUUCCACUCAAAUUACCUUCGGAGCAAUCCUGCCGACACGCGGAAAGACACAGACUUAAGAGAUUUCCGAGAGAUUUCUGAAAGAGAGCCGAAGCUUCGGAGUCAAUGAAGACUUCAUAUUUUAAAUAAAUCCCCAAAAUUAUAAGAUGGUGGCCAUCAUCAACCGAGUUAAUUACCUUCACAUACACGGCAAUCAUCAGAUAGCAAGGGAGGAAAACGAAGUCCAUAAAGCAAUCCAGCCACCAUGUCUGAAUCCGAAACCUACGUAGUUGCAACGUUGUCCUCAUCAUCAGGACAGCCAGAAGACAAACAGGAUCCCUCUCAGUGUCCACGGCGGCGCCUGCCAGGAUGGGAGGGCAACGAGAGCAACACACUUCUCGUGGUGGCGACUCUGAUCACGGCGUUAACGUACCAGGUGGGAACCAACAUCCCUGGUGGCUGCUGGCAGGACGACAAGGUGGGCGACCAUACUGCGGGGGACCCCAUCAUGCGCGACAGGCACCGGAAGCGGUACUGGCUCUUCAUGACCGCCAGUUGGAUGGGCUUCGGCAGCUCGAUGCUCAUGACCGUGUAUUUGCUCACCGGAGUGCCGGUGAACUCUCGCCGGGUCCGGUGGCCGUUCGUGGUAGCUUACUCCAGCCUCAUGCUGACCUUCAUCACCUCGCAGCCAAGGACUUCGCUCGUCAUGGACCUGGCCCUCUGGGUCUGCCUCCUGCUUUUCCUAUGGGUUGCUAUCAGCUUCAAAAACUUGGAAGAGAGGUUCUGUUGGCGAGCUUCUUUCGAUAGAAUGAAGAACUCUUUCAAGGGAUAUUGCUGAUGGCUGGUUGUUCCAGAUGAUGAGAUCAAAUUUUUGAGGCCAAGAGGACUUUGAAACUGCCGUUUGGUAUCCUUUUGCAGGUUGAGGGCUUCCUUCCCACUUUGUUAUAAAUAGAAAUUAGAAUUUGCCGUGUAGUUUGAUGCGCCAACCAGUACAUUGCUGUGCACAUUAUGUUCUUGUAUGUAACGGGGAUGAACGAAGAAACUAUGCGCCAUGAGCUGUUGUUGUGUUGUUGCAAUUAUUAGGACAAAUUCAAUAGUAGCCUAUUUCAAGAUUAAGCGGUUGAUGUUUUUUUUUCCC